This is a messenger RNA of Nannochloropsis gaditana CCMP526, 549 nucleotides long. RefSeq lists its product as uncharacterized. Bases 1 to 549 code for a protein of 182 amino acids. The transcript has 3 exons. The record is from RefSeq and is a predicted model, not a curated record.
AUGGCGAUCACAGCACUUAUGGCUCAUUCCAUUUCACUUGUCUUCGUUAAAAAGGACGGACGAAAUAUUUGUGUACACGCGGAACAUUUCGGCUGGUCAAUCUCGAUCCUGAAAAGGGACCUUAAAACGGAGACGUGUCAAGACCAUCAGCAACAGCAACAGCAGCAAGUUAAGCAGACGGGAAACAUGAAGCACAAGUUUAGAUUUAGCGGCUCAGUCUCGCUGCCUCCCUCGUGGUUACCAGUGCUAGGGAUCUUCCUCUCUUUGCGGGCUUCUGCCUUUCAAUCUGUGUAUCUUCGCAAAAACAUCGUGUCGCAGCAAACGAGCGCACUGCAUAUGUACACCACUUUCUACCGCUCACCUUGUCCGCACGAGGACCUACCUCACUCUAGAAAAUCUCUUGUACGGCUGUGGCAAAUUCGAUCCGAUCAGCAGCACACGGAGGAUUACUUCCGAUUUAUUGAAGGAAAAGAGGAGCCUGAUAAUGGGGGGGUGUGGGACAAGACGAUCUGCUUCUCGGGCGUGACGACUGUAUACCCACCGUCUUGA